UUAAUAUUUGUUAUGGACUAAAGUCUGACACGAAGAGGCAAAAGAUUAUCAAAUCAUUUUUUGGAUAUACUCAAAGCUCUGGGCUUUAAAAAUGGCAUCUGCUGCUAAAAGGAAAAAGGUGUCUUCUGCAACUUCAAAAUCAAAAAUUGAAUGUAAAACGAAUACAGAUUUCAUCGAUUUUAUAAAUGAAAUAAAAACGAAGCGAGAAAAUACUGCAGAUUCUAUAUUGGAUUUUGCUUUUAAUAAAAAUCGCGUGCGUAUAAUAUCUCAAGAACAACUUGUGCCUGACUAUUGUGAAGGUAUUGCUUAUUGGAUGUCGAGAGACUGUAGAGUUCAGGAUAACUGGGCAUUUCUUUUUGCGCAGAAGCUCGCUCUUAAGAAUGAGGUUCCUCUGCAUGUUUGUUUUUGUUUAAGUGGACAAACUUCAGAUAUUUCAUUGAGACAGAUUCACUUUUUGAUGAAAGGGUUAGAAAAAGUUGCAGAGGAAUGUGAGAAAUUAAAUAUAUCAUUCCAUUUGCUAGAGGGAAAUGGUCCCGAUGUCUUGUCGCAAUGGGUCAUUGAAAAGAAGAUUGGAGCAAUUGUGUGUGAUUUUCUUCCUCUGAGGACACCAAUGAAAUGGGUUGAAGAAUUAAAGCAGAAAUUGAAAGAGGAUAUACCUUUAGUUCAGGUAGAUGCUCACAAUGUAGUGCCUUGCUGGGUUACCUCAAAGAAGCAGGAGUAUACAAUAUGGAACAUAAGAACUAAAAUCAAUGGCAAGCUGGAGGAAUAUCUAACUGACUUCCCACCUUUAAUUGAGCAUCCAUACAAGAGCAACUUUAAAUCAGAGCCAAUAGAUUGGGACAGGGCAAUUGAGACUAGAGAAGCUGACAAGACAGUGGGACCAAUAGAGUGGGCCAAUCCGGGUUAUGAUGAAGCUAUGAAGACAUUAAAGAGUUUUCUUGAGAAGAGAUUAAAGAUCUAUGCUGACAAACGCAAUGACCCCACAGAAGAUGCUCUGAGCAACUUGUCUCCAUGGUUUCAUUUCGGUCAAAUUUCAGUACAAAGAGUUGCUCUUUGCGUUCAAAACUGUCAAUUUCAAUAUGAGGAGAGUGUAAAACUCUACAUGGAGGAAGCAGUCUUGCAUCGAGAGUUAGCGGACAACUUCUGCUUUUAUAGUGACCAUUAUGAUGAUGUAAACGGUGCUUAUAACUGGGCUCAGAAGACUUUAGAAGAUCAUAGAAAAGACAAACGUACCCACAUAUAUACACUAGAACAGCUGUCUAAAGCUGAAACUCAUGAUGAACUGUGGAAUUCAGCACAACUGCAGCUGGUCAAAGAAGGCAAGAUGCAUGGCUUCAUGCGCAUGUAUUGGGGAAAGAAAAUUCUAGAAUGGACGCCAAGUCCCGAGGAUGCUCUUAAAUAUGCAAUAUAUUUAAAUGAUCAUUACAGUAUAGAUGGCAGAGAUCCUAAUGGAUAUGCUGGUUGUAUGUGGUCAAUAAGUGGGGUUCAUGAUCACGGCUGGACGGAGCGCCCGGUGUUUGGUAAAGUGAGGUACAUAAGCUAUGACUACUGCAAGCGGAAGUUUGACGUUGACGCCUUUGUCAAGAAAUAUGGAGGAAAGAAACAUAAGCAUACUGUUACUAAGUAGACAAGAACACAGUUAUAGCUUUAUGUGUUCUUGAAUGUUUUGGUUUGAAUGAAUUAUUUGACAAUACUUUAGGAAAAGUACAUUUAUUUUCACAGAUAAUGCAAUAAGAUUGCUUUACUCAUAGUGUACUUUAUUUUUACGGAAUAAGAUAUUGUGAUGUGUU
Molecule: messenger RNA, 1790 nt
Organism: Papilio machaon (common yellow swallowtail)
Lineage: Eukaryota; Metazoa; Arthropoda; Insecta; Lepidoptera; Papilionidae
Product: deoxyribodipyrimidine photo-lyase-like
Exons: 7
Coding region: 92-1627 (511 amino acids)
Biological process (GO): photoreactive repair
Molecular function (GO): deoxyribodipyrimidine photo-lyase activity
Source: RefSeq, a predicted model, not a curated record